AUGGGGGGAAAUUUUGCUGCACAUAUAGAUGAAGGUAUCGUUUUGGUUGUGCUGGCACUUUGGUGGAUGUAUAACAUAUAUAAAAAUUAUAUUCAGUCCUUACACGAGAAUCUGCCGUACCGGUCACAUUGCUCAUAUUACUUCAUGUUUAAGGGAAGGCGUCUUCCAUUAGAAUUGAUGCUGAAGAUUCUAUUUCCAGUUGCAGGCAAAAAUGGCAACUACCAGCAUAUCGAUAAAUUGGUUCACAUAAGCAUAUUUGCUCUGUUCAUAUUGCAUGGCGUGUCUGACAGUUUGGAAUACAGCAAAUUACCAUCCAUAAAAGGAAUGAAGUACUUUACAUUUGCAACUGCUUUCAUCUGGUAUGGAGUGGGAUUUUAUUUCCACAGUAUGCCUGAUAUAGGGAGACCACCACUAGAGAACAUCCUACACAGAUUUUUGAUACCACUUCUGUUAAUAAGUGGAUUGGCAAUGUUAUUUGAAUAUGGAUUUAGGAACAAUAUCUUACCACAAAUAGUGCGAUGUUUUUCUGUUUUGUGUGCGGGAGAAUGGAUCAUUCUUACAUCCUUUCUCUUGUUUCUACCUACACCAUUCCCAGGUUCCCGGAGAAAUCCAGCGUGGAACGAGUAUGAAAUAUCGAAUGUUCGUUUCAUGGAAGUUGCUAUCGCCUUUCUGCUGGCUGCCAAUAUAACGUUCAUGAUCGUAUCUUACACUAUGAUGGCACUGUACUUGAAAUAUGCCAGAGAAUGGUGUCAGAAAAGAGAUAGGAUAAAAUACACUUAUGCCCCGCUGACGGACUUUGAUGAAUCUUGA
Molecule: messenger RNA, 810 nt
Organism: Mercenaria mercenaria
Lineage: Eukaryota; Metazoa; Mollusca; Bivalvia; Venerida; Veneridae
Exons: 6
Coding region: 1-810 (269 amino acids)
Source: RefSeq, a predicted model, not a curated record